Microthlaspi erraticum is the source of this 618-nucleotide messenger RNA. The record is from the annotation of a GenBank genome assembly. Lineage: Eukaryota; Viridiplantae; Streptophyta; Magnoliopsida; Brassicales; Brassicaceae.
AUGACGGAACUAUGCGAGAAAAUCAUGAAAGCCAUUCUUGCCAGCUUCAGUGACGAUCUUCAUCACAAAUAUUACGAAUCUGAAUUCGGAAACUGCCAUGGAUACUUCAGGAUCAACAACUACACAAUCCCCUUGAAAGAAGAUCAAGAACAAGGUGAACAAGAUGAAGAUGAAGAUGUGGAAGGGCUAGGAAUGCACACUGACAUGAGCUGCAUCACAAUCGUCGAUCAAGACGACAUUGGAGGUCUUCAGGUUCGAUCCAGAGAUGGGAUUGGUCUGAUGGAUAUAAACCCUAAACCCGAAGCUCUAGUGGUCAACGUUGGAGAUCUAUUGCAUGCUUGGACCAACGGACGGCUGAGAUCGUCCCAACACAGAGUUGUAUUGAAACGACGUGGUUUCGUCGGUAAUAGAUUCUCCCUCGCUUUCUUCUGGUGUUUUGACGAUGGCAAAGCCGUGUUUGCCCCUGAAGAAAUCGUGGGAGGUUGUACGAGUAUGAGGUUAUUUCGGUCAUUUGAGUGUGGGGAUUAUAUGAGGUUUAGGGAGAGUAAUGAGACAGGGAAGUUCGAGAAGGUUGGUCACACGGUCGAAGACUUUGCAGGAAUUGAAAACUGUAACUAA